GGGAUGCACAGCCUGACGUUGUUCAUAUCAACAAUUCUCGUUCUUGAAGUAGCAUCCCUACCUUGGGGAGACUUAGUUGGCAAAUAUAGAGAUGGCGAUAGCGGUGUUACAAAUCCUGAGCGACAUACUGAUGGCGUGGGUGAUGCUAAUGGUGAUAGUGGAGAAGUGAAAACUACUGGUAACAUUGAGAGGCCUGAUGGUGCAAACCCCCUGCCGUAUAGAGGUGGCGGUGGUGGGGAUGGUGAUGCUGACGACAGUGGAGAAGUACAAGAUAACGGUAACAUUUACAGGCAAGGUGAUUCAAAUCCCGUGCCGUAUACAGGUGGUGGUGGUGGAGAUAGCGAUGACAGCGGAGAAGUACAAGCUUCCGAUAACACUUACAGGGCAGGUGAUGCAAAUCCCGUGCCGUAUACUGGUGGCGGUGGUGGAGAUAGUGAUGACAGCAGAGAAGUACAAGCUACCGGUAACACUUACAGGGCAGGUGGUACACAUCCCCGGCCUUAUAAAGUUGGCGGUGAUGACAGUGGAGAAGUACAAACUACUGGUAACAAAUACAGAAGGCCAGGUGGUACAAAUCCUCAGUUAUAUAGAGGUGGCAGUAGUGAUGGGGAUGAUGAUGACAGUGGAGAAGCACAAACUAAUGGUUACAUGGAGAGGCCAGGUGGUAAAAAUGUCAGGCCGUAUAGAGGUGGCGUUAAUGGCAAUAAUGAUGACAGUGGAGAACAAACUACUAGUUACAUUGACAGACCAGAUAUUUCAACAAGAACCGAUUUUCCUGCUAAUGCAGAAAAAAAUCUGCACUUAGGAGCACGUCCGGGUGAUAGAAACGCUGACAGUCCAAAUAACAAAACUGACAAAACCAGCGUAAAUCCAAAUUCUGAAAACGGAUGGAAUACUCCGAGAAGGACAGACAGUUAUCCAAAUGCCAAUAAUCCUGUUUCCCCCAUUGCUACUGGUAAUAACAAUGGUGGCGAACCAGUAACAUCUCCUGGCAACACUAAUGGAAAUACUAGCUCCAAUAGCGAUAGUAGUAGCAGAAUUGUACCUUACCCAAUAAACCCCAAUCAAGGAACUCGCACUGGGUGGCAUCUCGAAAGGGACAGCACUAUUACCGGUGGUUUUCCACGAACUGGCUCAAAUUGGUAUCCGCAGCAAGUAGAACCUACCACUGGUACAUUUGCAGGCACUGAUACUAGUAGGUAUCCACAACAAAAUAUACCUAACACCGGUGUUUAUCCAAAUGGAUAUCCCCAAACAGGAUCACAUAUUUUUGGUUCUACAGAUACAAAUCCCUAUAGAAGUGCGCCUAACAAUGGCGAGUAUUCUGGAAGUAGAAUUGGUUGGUAUCCUCAACAAAGAGGAACACCUAACACUAGAAUUGUUCAAGGUGGCACAGGGAGAUACAAUGAAGGCGGUAUCGGAAGGCCCACUGGUGGGUAUGCUGAUCAAAACGGACCUACCAAUAGUGCUUAUCCAGAGGGUGACACAAACAGAUAUCCCGAACAAAGAGGACCUAACAAUGGUGCAAAUAAAGAUGGAAGAACCGAUACAUAUACAGGCAGAAGUAAUACUCACAGAUGUCCAGAUAGUGCUCAAACAGGCAUUGGAAACAGCCACUACCCAAGAAGUGACACAGGAUUUCGAACCUACUCAGGUACUAGAGCAGGAACAAAUCCAGCAGGAAGUCCUGCUAGAGGAUUUCAUACCGAGAGUGAUACAACUGAAACCUCUCUUGGUCGUAACCCAGAUAGAAAUACUGAAACUGGAACUAAUCUAGACAGUGGUGGUCGGGACACAAGCGUCUAUCCAUAUAGUACAGGAAACACUGCUUAUUCAGAUAGUAGUAAUUAUCCAGUGAGUGACACAGAAGCUGGAGGAUAUCCUCAGCGUGACACUAUAACUCAGGCCUACUCCGACCGUGGUAUGAGAACCAAAGACUAUUCAAAUUAUGGUCCACAAACACCGAGAGACUAUCCAAACAGCGCUGUAAACAAUGGAGAAUAUCCAGUCAGUGGUACAUACCCUGCCAGUGGAACUCGAACAUAUCACGGGAGUGGUACUGGCAUGGAAGUACAUCCAGGUACUGCAGAAUACCCUGGUAGUGGAACAACCCCAAGAACCAACCCAGGCAGUGGUACUAGGACAGGGGUAAGUCCUAAAAGCAGUAGUCCUGGAACAGGAAGAAGUACCGGAGCAUACCCAGGUAGCGGUAGAAAUCCAAGAAUAAAGCCAAACAGUGAAACCGGAAGCUACCACGGUGGUGAUACUAGAACAUGGAGUGACCCUAGAACUGCCCUUUAUCCAGCUCCUGGUACGGGUACUGUCUCAUAUCCUGGGUCCGAGGCCAAUCCCGCCAGAGGUACUGGAACUGGGACAAAUUCAAAUAGUUGUACUUGUGCCCAAACACAUCCAGAUAGUAGUACAAGAGCAACGGUAAAUCCAGAGAACAGGAGUGGAACAAAAAGUAAUCCAGAGAGUAAUACUGAAACCAGUACUUAUCCAGACAAUGAUGCUAGUACGAAAAGCUAUCCUGGUCAUGGUACUAGUACUCAAGAGUAUCCCGAAAGCGGCAUUGAACCUGUUGUAUAUUCAGGUCGUCAUUCAGGUAAUGGAGCAUAUAAAAAAAUCAGCGGCUAUCCACAUAGUCGUAUAGGAACCGCAGCCUAUCCUAAUUAUGGUACUGGAACAGCUACAGUCUAUCCAGGAAGACGUACACUAUCUCAACCCUUCCCUAUCGGCGGUGGUAUUGGUGCGGGCGUCCAUCAGGAUCUUGGUACUAGUACUGAAGCAUAUCCAGAGAAAAGCACAGGAGCAAUUAAUUCAGGGAGCAGAACUGGAACUGGAACAUACCCCAACAUGGAUAGAGGGACUACACAUUAUCCGGAGAGUGGCAUUAAAACUGAAGUUUACUCAGACCGUGGUACAGGGACUGGAGUAUAUCCAAGUAGUGGCACUGUAGCUGGUAAUUAUCCAAGCAGCGAUGCCAGUCCUGCAAGCUAUCCAGAACGCAGUAUUGGUAAUAGAACUUAUUCUGAGAGUGGCCAUGGAAUUGGUAUUGGAAACGGAGCAUAUCCCGAUAUUGACAGUGGACCCGCAAUCUAUCCAGAGAGUGGCAUCAGAACAAGAGCAUACCCAGGUAAUGGUCGAGGAACAGGCACUGAUUCUAAAGCUGGGACAUACCCAGACAUUAAUACAAGAACUAACCAAAACAGUGGCACAAAAACUGUGGAAUACCCAGGGCGCAAUGAUGGUACAAGAGUUAAUCACGAAAGUGGUACAGGGCAUGAAGCAUAUCCAAGUAGUGGUACUGGAACUGCAGGUACCCACUCAGGCACCGACACUCGUAUUGGAGGCCAUCCAGAACGUGGUAUUGGUACUAGAGCUUAUCCAGAGAGUGCCACUGAAACUGACGGUAACCAAGGUCGUGCAACAGAUACUGGAUAUCCAGAAAGUGGUACUGCAACCGGAGCCUAUCCCGAAAGUGACAGUAGAACCGAAAAAUAUCCGGACAGUGGUACCGGAACCGGGGCAUAUCCUGGAAGUGGUAGAGUAAGAGGAACCGAUUCUGAAUCUAGGACAUACCCAGACAUCAAUGGAAGAACUAACCAAAAUAGUGGCACAAGAACUGGAGCCUACCCAGGCCGGGAUACUAGUACAGUGGCAUAUCCAGGUAGUGGUAGAGAAACAGGAACUGAUUAUAAAUCGGGUACAUACCCAGACAUCAAUACAAGAACGAAUGAAAACGGUGGCACUAUAACUGGAGCCUACCCAGACCGGGAUACUGGUACAAAAGUCAAUCCCAAUAGUGGUACAGGGUUUGACGCAUAUCCAAGUAGUCGUACUGGAACUGGUACCUAUCCAGACAGCGAUACCACUGCUGGAGGCUAUCCAGAACAUACCGUUGGUACUAGAACUUAUCCAGAGAGUGGAACUGGAACAGCUGGUAACUCUGGUCGUGGUACUGAUACCGGAAUAUAUCCAGAGAGUGGUACUGGAACCGCAGCCUAUCCUGAUAGUGAUACUGGAACCGGCACCUAUCCCGAUAGUGGCACAAGAACGGGGGUAUAUCCAGAUAGUGGAAAAGAAACAGGAACUGAUUCUGAAACUGGGACAUACCCAAACAUCAAUGCAAGAACUAACAAAAAUAGUGGCACUAGAACUGGGGCCUACCAAGGCCGAAAUAGUGGUACAGGGUAUGGCGCAUAUCCAAGUAGUGGUACUAGAACUGGUACCUAUCCAAGCAGCGAUACUAGUGCUACAGGAUAUCCAGAACGUGCUGUUGGUACUAGAAAUUAUCCAGAGAGUGGUACUGGAACAGCUGGUUACCAUGGUCGUGGUACUGAUACCGGAAUAUAUCCAGAGAGUGGUACUGGAACCGCAGCCUAUCCUGAUAGUGAUACUGGAACCGGGACCUAUCCCGAUAGUGGCACACGAACGGGGGCAUAUCCAGAUAGUAGAAAAGAAACAGGAACCGAUUAUGAAACUGGGACAUACCCACACAUCAAUGCAAGAACUAACCAGAAUAGUGGCACUAUAACUGGGGCCUACCCUGACCGGGAUACUGGUACAAAAGUCAAUCCCAAUAGUGGUACUGGGUACGGCACAUAUCCAAGUAGUGGUACUGGAACUGGUACCUAUCCAGGCAGUGAUACUAGUGCUGGAGGCUAUCCAGAAAGUGGUAUUAGUACAAGAACUUAUCCAGAGAGUGGUAAUAAAAGAGCUGGUUACCCUGGUCGUGGUACUGGUACCGAAAUAUAUCCAGAGACUGGUACUGGAACCGGAGCCUAUCCAGAAAGUGGCACAAGAACAGGGGCAUAUCCAAGUAGUGGAAAAGAAACAGGAACCGAUUCUGAAACUGGGACAUACCCAGACAUCAAUGCAAGAACUAACCAAAAUAGUGGAACUAUAACUGGGGCCUACCCUGACCGGGAUACUGGUACAAAAGUCAAUCCCAAUAGUGGUACAGGGUUUGACGCAUAUCCAAGUAGUGGUACUAGAACUGGAACCUAUCCAGGCAGCGAUACUAGUGCUACAGGAUAUCCAGAAAGUGCUGUUGGUACUAGACCCUAUCCAGUGAGUGGUACUGGAACAGCUGGUUACCCUGGUCGUGGUAUUAAUACCGGAAUAUAUCCAGAAAGUGGUACUGGAACCGGAGCCUAUCCAGAUAGUGAUAGUGAAACCGGAACCUAUCCAGACAGAGGCACAAGAAAAGGUAGUGGAAAAGGAACAGGAACCGAUUCUGAAACUGAAACAUACCCAGACAUCAAUGCAAGAACUAACCAAAAUAGUGGCACUAGAACUGGGGCCUACCCAGGUCGGAAUACUGGUACAAUAGUAAAUCCCAACAGUGGUUCAGGGUAUGGCACAUAUCCAAUUAGUGGCCGCGAUACUAGUGCUGGAGUCUAUCCAGAAAGUGCUAUUGGUACUAGAACUUAUCCGGAGACUGGUACUGGACAAGCUGUUUACCCUGGUCGUGGUACUGAUACCGGAAUAUAUCCAGAGAGUGGUACUAGAACCGGAGCCUAUCCAGAUAGUGAUAGUGGAACAGGAACCUAUCCAGAUAGUGGCACAAGAACUGGGUCAUAUCCAGGUAGUGGAAAAGAAACAGGAACCGAUUCUGUAACUGGGACAUACCCAGACACCAAUGCAAGAACUAACCAAAAUAGUGGCACUAGAACUGGGGCCUACCCAGACCGGGAUACUGGUACAAAAGUCAAUCCCAAUAGUGGUACAGGUUUUAGCGCAUAUCCAAGUAGUGGUACUGGAACUGGUACCUAUCCAGGCAGCGAUACUACUGCUGGAGGCUAUCCAGAACGUACUGUUGGUACUAGAACUUAUCCAGAGAGUGGUACUGGAACAACUGGUUACCCUGGUCGUGGUACUGAUACCGGAAUAUAUCCAGAGAGUGGUACUGGAACCGGAGCCUAUCCAGAUAGUGAUAGUGGAACCGGAACCUAUCCAGAUAGUGGCACAAGUACAGGGCCAUAUCCAGGUAGUGGAAAAGAAACAGGAACCGAUUCUGAAACCGGGACAUACCCAGACAUCAAUGCAAGAACUAACCAAAAUAGUGGGACUAUAACUGGGGCCUACCCAGGCCGGCAUACUGGUACAAUAGUCAAUCCCAACAGUGGUACAGGGUAUGGCGCAUAUCCAAAUAGUGGUACUGGAACUAGGGCCUACCCAGGCCGGCAUACUGGUACAAUAUUGAAUCCAAACAGUGGUACAAGGUAUGGCGCAUAUCCAAGUAGUGGUGCUGGAAUUGGUACCUCUCCAGGCAGCGAUACUAAUGCUGGAGGCUAUCCAGAAGCUGCUGUUGGUACUAGAACUUAUCCAGAGAGUGGUACUGGAGCAACUGGUUACCCUGGUCGUGGUACUGAUACCGGAAUAUAUCCAGAGAGUGGUACUGGAACCGGAGCCUAUCCAGAUGGUGAUAGUGGAACCGGAACCUAUCCAGGUAGUGGCACAGGAACAAAGGCAUAUCCAGGUAGUGGCAAAGAAACAGGAACCGAUUCUGAAACUGGGACAUACCCAGACAUCAAUGCAAGAACUAACCAGAAUAGUGGCACUACAACUGGGGCCUACCCAGGUCGGCGGAAUACUGGUACAAUAGUCAAUCCCAACAGUGGUACAGGGUAUGGCACAUAUCCAAAUAGUGGUACUGGAACUGGUACUUAUCCAGGCAGCGAUACUAGUGCUGGAGGCUAUCCAGAAAGUGCUAUUGGUACUAGAACUUAUCCAGAGAGUGGUACUGGAACAGCUGGUUACCCUGGUCGUGGUACUGAUACCGGAAUAUAUCCAGAGAGUGGUACUGGAACCGGAGCCUAUCCAGAGAGUGAUAGUGGAACAGGAGCCUAUCCAGAUAGUGGCACAAGAACAGGGGCAUAUCCAGGUAGUGGAAAAGAAACAGGAACCGAUUCUGAAACUGGGACAUACCCAGACAUCAAUGCAAGAACUAACCAAAAUAGUGGCACUAGAACUGGGGCCUACCCAGACCAGGAUGCUGGUACAAAAAUCAAUCCCAAUAGUGGUACAGGUUUUAGCGAAUAUCCAAGUAGUGGUAGUGGAACUGGUACUUAUCCAGGCAGUGAUACUACUGCUGGAGGCUAUCCAGAACGUACUGUUGGUACUAGAACUUAUCCAGGGAGUGGUACUGGAACAGCUGGUUACCCUGGUCGUGGUACUGAUACCGGAAUAUAUCCAGAGAGUGGUACUGGAACCAAAGCCUAUCCAGAUAGUGAUAGUGGAACCGGAACUUAUCCAGAUAGUGGCACAAGUAUAGCGCCAUAUCCAGGUAGUGGAAAAGAAACAGGAACCGAUUCUGAAACCGGGACAUAUCCAGACAUCAAUGCAAGAACAAACCAAAAUAGUGGGACUAGAACUGGGGCCUACCCAGGCCGGCAUACUGGUACAAUAGUCAAUCCCAACAGUGGUACAGGGUAUGGCGCAUAUCCAAAUAGUGGUACUGGAACUAGGGCCUACCCAGGCCGAAAUACUGGUACAAUAUUGAAUCCAAACAGUGGUACAGGGUAUGGCGCAUAUCCAAGUAGUGGUGCUGGAACUGGUACCUCUCCAGCCAGCGAUGCUAGUGCUAGAGGCUAUCCAGAACGUGCUGAUGGUACUAGAACUUAUCCAGAGAGUGGUACUGGAGCAGCUGGUUACCCUGGUCGUGGUACUGAUAGCGUAAUAUAUCCAGAGAGUGGUACUGGAACCGGAGCCUAUCCAGAUAGUGAUAGUGGAACCGGAACUUAUCCAGAUAGUGACACAAGAACAAGGGCAUAUCCAGGUAGUGGCAAAGAAACAGGAACCGAUUCUGAAACUGGGACAUACCCAGAUAUCAAUGCAAGAACUAACAAAAAUACUGGCACUAGAACUGGGGCCUACCCAGGUCGGAAUACUGGUACAAUAGUCAAUCCCAACAGUGGUACAGGGUAUGGCGCAUAUCCAAAUAGUGGUACUGGAACUGGUACCUAUCCUGGCAGCGAUACUACUGCUGGAGGCUAUCCAGACAUCAAUGCAAGAACUAACCAAAAUAGUGGCACUAGAACUGGGGCCUACCCAGGUCGGAAGACUGGUACAAUAGUCAAUCCCAACAGUGGUACAGGGUAUGGCGCAUAUCCAAAUAGUGGUACUGGAACUGGUACCUAUCCAGGCAGCGAUACUAGUGCUGGAGGCUAUCCAGAAAGUGCUAUUGGUACUAGAACUUAUCCAGAGAGUAGUACUGGACCAGUUGGUUACCCUGGUCGUGGUACUGAUACCGGAAUAUAUCCAGAGAGUGGUACUGGAACCAGAGCCUAUCCAGAUAGUGAUAGUGGAACCGGAACCUUUCCAGAUAGUGACACAAGAACAGGGGCAUAUCCAGGUAGUGGCAAAGAAACAGGAACUGAUUCUGAAACUGGGACAUACCCAGACAUCAAUGCAAGAACUAACCAAAAUAGUGGCACUAAAACUGGGGCCUACCCAGACCGGGAUACUGGUACAAAAUUUAAUCCCGAUAGUGGUACAGGUUUUAGCGCAUAUCCAAGUAGUGGUACUGGAACUGGUACCUAUCCAGGCAGCGAUACUACUGCUGGAGGCUAUCCAGAACGUACUGUUGGUACUAGAACUUAUCCAGAGAGUGGUACUGAAGCAGCUGGUUACCCUGGUCGUGGUACUGAUACCGGAAUAUAUCCAGAGAGUGGUACUGGAACCGGAGCCUAUCCAGAUAGUGAUAGUGGAACCGGAACCUAUCCAGAUAGUGACACAAGAACAGGGGCAUAUCCAGGAAGUGGCAAAGAAACAGGAACCGAUUCUGAAACUGGGACAUACCCAGACAUCAAUGCAAGAACAAACCAAAAUAGUGGCACUAGAACUGGGGCCUACCCAGGUCGGAAGACUGGUACAAUAGUCAAUCCCAACAGUGGUACAGGGUAUGGCGCAUAUCCAAAUAGUGGUACUAGAACUGGUGCCUAUCCAGGCAGCGAUACUACUGCUGGAGGCUAUCCAGAAAGUGCUAUUGGUACUAGAACUUAUCCAGAGAGUGGUACUGGACCAGUUGGUUACCCUGGUCGUGGUACUGAUACCGGAAUAUAUCCAGAGAGUGGUACUGGAACCGGAGGCUCUCCAGAUAGUGAUAGUGGAACCGGAACCUAUCCAGAUAGUGACACAAGAACAGGGGCAUAUCCAGAUAGUGGCAAAGAAACAAGAACUGAUUCUGAAACUGGGACAUACCCAGACAUCAAUGCAAGAACUAACAAAAAUACUGGCACUAGAACUGGGGCCUACCCAGGUCGGAAUACUGGUACAAUAGUCAAUCCCAACAGUGGUACAGGGUAUGGCGCAUAUCCAAAUAGUGGUACUGGAACUGGUACCUAUCCAGGCAGCGAUACUAGUGCUGGAGGCUAUCCAGAAAGUACUAUUGGUACUGGAGCUUAUCCGGAGAGUGGUACUGGAGCAGCUGGUUACCCUGGUCGUAGUACUGAUACCGGAAUAUAUCCAGAGAGUGGUACUAGAACCGGAGCCUAUCCAGAUAGUGAUAGUGGAACCGGAACUUAUCCAGAUAGUGACACAAGAACAGGGGCAUAUCCAGGUAGUGGCAAAGAAACAGGAACUGAUUCUGAAACUGGGACAUACCCAGACAUCAAUGCAAGAACUAACCAAAAUAGUGGCACUAAAACUGGAGCCUACCCAGACCGGAAUACUGGUACACAAUUCAAUCCCAAUAGUGGUACAGGUUUUAGCGCAUAUCCAAGUAGUGGUACUGGAACUGGUACCUAUCCAGGCAGCGAUACUACUGCUGGAGGCUAUCCAGAACGUACUGUUGGUACUAGAACUUAUCCAGAGAGUGGUACUGGAGCAGCUGGUUACCCUGGUCGUGGUACUGAUACCGGAAUAUAUCCAGUGAGUGGUACUGGAACCGGAGCCUAUCCAGAUAGUGAUAGUGGAACCGGAACCUAUCCAGAUAGUGACACAAGAACAGGGGCAUAUCCAGGUAGUGGCAAAGAAACAGGAACCGAUUCUGAAACUGGGACAUACCCAGACAUCAAUGCAAGAACUAACCAAAAUAGUGGCACUAGAACUGGGGCCUACCCAAGUCGGAAGACUGGUACAAUAGUCAAUCCCAACAGUGGUACAGGGUAUAGCGCAUAUCCAAAUAGUGGUACUGAAACUGGUACCUAUCCAGGAAGCGAUACUAGUGCUGGAGGCUAUCCAGAAAGUGCUAUUGGUACUAGAGCUUAUCCAGAGAGUGGUACUGGACCAGUUGGUUACCCUGGUCGUGGUACUGAUACCGGAAUAUAUCCAGAGAGUGGUACUGGAACCGGAGGCUCUCCAGAUAGUGAUAGUGGAACCGGAACUUAUCCAGAUAGUGACACAAGAACAGGGGCAUAUCCAGGUAGUGGCAAAGAAACAGGAACUGAUUCUGAAACUGGGACAUACCCAGACAUCAAUGCAAGAACUAACAAAAAUACUGGCACUAGAACUGGGGCCUACCCAGGUCGGAAUACUGGUACAAUAGUCAAUCCCAACAGUGGUACAGGGUAUGGCGCAUAUCCAAAUAGUGGUACUGGAACUGGUACCUAUCCAGGCAGUGAUACUACUGCUGGAGGCUAUCCAGAACGUACUGUUG
This is a messenger RNA of Anneissia japonica, 10603 nucleotides long. Its product is annotated as fibroin heavy chain-like. NCBI's taxonomy places the organism in Eukaryota, Metazoa, Echinodermata, Crinoidea, Comatulida, Comatulidae. The annotation marks the transcript as partial. The transcript is spliced from 10 exons. The record is from RefSeq and is a predicted model, not a curated record.